This is a messenger RNA of Endocarpon pusillum Z07020, 2340 nucleotides long. RefSeq lists its product as uncharacterized. Gene Ontology annotation, molecular function: protein binding. NCBI's taxonomy places the organism in Eukaryota, Fungi, Ascomycota, Eurotiomycetes, Verrucariales, Verrucariaceae. The record is from RefSeq and is a predicted model, not a curated record. Gene Ontology annotation, cellular component: SCF ubiquitin ligase complex. Bases 1 to 2340 code for a protein of 779 amino acids. Gene Ontology annotation, biological process: SCF-dependent proteasomal ubiquitin-dependent protein catabolic process. The transcript is spliced from 2 exons.
AUGGAUUCUCAUCAGACAGCCUCACCUGGGCCCUUGACUCCCACAAGUCCUGCAAUGUCCGAGCUUCCCUACGACCAGCCCAUCAAAUCAAGAAGACGGCAAAGAAUUGUGCAAGGACUGCAGCGAAUAUCAUCGUCCCCCUCACUAGCCAAAAUUGGCAGAUCAAGAGCUACCAGUGAAUACAGACCUGGUGGUAUGGGGUCCAUAUCCUGCAUGUCACUCAGCUCACCCUUUUCGUCGACCAUCUUUUCUCCACCCAGCUCCUACACCUCCCAGCUUUCUGCUGGAUUCUCCACCGCCCCGACUUCUCCGGGUUCGCUCACAGGAGCCAACUGUUAUUUCGGACCCCAUCCAAAAAUAAGGAUCGUGGAAAGAGACGCAGCUGGAAAUGAGAUUUUAGUAUCCGGAUCUGUUCCCGUCCCAUCUGAGGCACAAUCAUGUGAGGACUUCGGGGCUAGAGUAACAAAGUCGGCUGCAAAACCAUUUCCUCGCCGAGAGAACUUCAACUUCUGGGCUGAUCUGCCGCAUGAAAUACGGGUGCAUAUCCUACAAUUUCUAUCUCCAAAACAGAUCAUCCGCCUAUCAUCGGUUUCCAAAUUAUGGCAUGAGAUGUGUUUCGAUGGACAGCUCUGGAUUGAGCUUGAUUGCCAGUCAUACUAUCAGCAGAUCACCUCAGAGGCUCUGAUCAAGAUAAUGUUGAGGGCUGGCGGUUUUGUUAAGAACCUCAACCUGCGAGGUUGCGUCCAGCUUCGGGACCAGUGGCUCAGUCUCGGAAGCCGAAUGACGAAUCAAGAGUGUAGGAACCUAGAAAACUUCUCCAUUGAAGGUUGCAAGAUUGAGAGAAGCAGCAUACACUUUUUCCUCCUGCGCAAUCCCAGGCUUCUCCAUAUAAACAUGCCAUCUAUGCAGAAUAUCAAUAACGCCACCAUGAAGAUAAUAGCUUCGCAUUGUCCACUGUUGGAAUUCCUGAACAUUGAUUGGUGCAGCCAAGUUGAUACUAAGGGGGUGAAAAAGGUGGUGCAAUCGUGUCCGAGAUUGACAGACCUAAGAGCAAGCGAAAUCAAGGGCCUGGAUGACAAAGAGUUCAUGCUGGAACUGUAUCAGCGGAAUGGUCUUGAGCGGUUGAUUAUUCAACAUUGUGAUACUUUAACAGACGACGCACUUUCUAUCCUCACGAAUGGCAUCGAGCCCGAAAUCGACCCAUUGACUGAACGCACCAUUGUACCUCCGCGUCGACUACGUCACCUAGACAUUUCCAAGUGCCGUUCCUUGACCGAUAAAGGCGUGAAAAGCAUGGCAUACAACUUGCCAUAUCUGGAAGGCUUCCGCUUGUGUCAGAACCACGCACUCACCGACGAUGGCCUCAUCGACAUUCUCUCCAACACUCCACGCCUCACCCACCUCGAAGUCGAAGAGGUGGACCAGCUAACCAACGCGCUCCUGACAGCCUUUGCAGCCGCUCCCGGAGCGUCGUCACUUGAACAUCUUUCCAUCUCCUACUGUGAACAUCUCGGCGACGUCGGCGUCUUACCCAUCCUUAAGUCGUGCCAGAACCUUAGUUCUCUCUGCCUGGAUAACACCAGAAUCUCCGAUCUCGUGCUCAUAGAAGCUGCAGAGCAGGUCCGUAAAAGAGGCAGCACCACCAACGCCAAAAACCGACCGAAAAACGGCCUGAGUCUGAUCGCCUUCGACUGUCAAAAUGUUACAUGGGCCGGGGUUCGAGAGAUAAUGUCCCAAAAUACCCGGGUCUUACAACAUCGCUCUUUAUUCCAGCACAAAACCUUGAGUAGGGCUAGUGUGAACGAAAAGACGGGAGAGGUGUCCGCAAGUCCAGCGAUCACAUCUACAACCGCCGUCCCUGUGCUUAUGUACCCGAAAGAGAUCAUCCACCUGAAAGCCUUCUACGGCUGGCAGCAGACGGUCGAAGAGCAUUAUAAGCGGUGCAUGACCUCACGAUGGAGUGCCGCGGCGCGGUUGGAAGGGAAGUGGGCAGAGUGGAUGUUGGCGAGUGAGGAAGUGGGUGCUAGUGUGGUGGGCAUGGCACUGGUUGGGGUGGGAGAAGAAGGAGGAGGAGAGCGAGAGAGGCGGAGAACCGGGUUAGGGAUGAUGAAGAUGGUGGUGACACUGGUGCCGCGACACCAACUAUACAGCAUUUAUGCACCCGGCACCCCAGCAAUAUACAUGAUCACGAAAGAUCACAGCUUCCAAGCAGCGGAUGUCCGGCUCUAUUUCGCAGCAAAUUCUCUCCUGACGACAUGGAAAAGGAACGAGCAGCAACACACACUGGUGCUUAUAGACUUUUUCAUCACAACUCCACCUCAAACUCCACCAGCAAUAUGA